CACUGUGUUCUCAUGGUGUUUGUGAUCAGAACACUGGUGCUUGUGUCGAGGAUUGCAGUGUCAGCGAAGAAGGAAGUGAGCUUAACUGUACACGGACCUGCCCCCAGCCAGGAUGCUCUACGGGCUAUAGUAACAGCGCUCGUCCUCAUAUCAGCACAACUACACUGGCGAUCAUUGUGAGUGCUGUCCUUUUCCUCCUGGUUGCAAGUCCUGUUUGCUGUUUCUGUUUCCGCAAACACGCAUGUGCACAAAGGUCAGCCGGUACACACAACAGUGUAUUAGAGCAGGCAGACCCCAAUUACAUGGACUACCAAGAAGUUCAGAAGUAUUGGGAAAUCAGAGAAGAUGAAGCAGAACUGGGCGACGGGAUACGGAAUCAGAACAACGAAAGCACAAGCGAUGUCAGUGAUGACGCACUGCCUGCGUUAGCAGAUUACUUUCCGGGAGCUGUCAACGUAGUGGCUGAAGAUGACGACGUUGUAGCUGGACAUGACGGCAUUCAAGGUGGAGUUGGUGACGUUGAGGCUGAAGGUGGUGACAUUGAAGCCGACGAUGAUGUUCCAGAUGGUACAACAGGCAGUUCAGUCUCCGAUGACCACUCCUACACACACCUGACGAUGGACGUCCCUGUUGCUGGUCCGAGAACAGUCGCCUUAUAUAUAUCUCCACUCGAGGACUGAUAUUUUAUAUCUAUUUCGAUUCAAUUUAUACCAAUGCUAGAAGCAGAGGAUGAUGACUUUGAAGCAGAGGAUGGUGACUUUGAAGCAAAAGAUGGUGACUUUGAAGCAGAGUAUGAUGACUUUGUAGCAGAGGAUGGUGACUUUGAAGGAGAAGACGGUGACACCGAAGCAGAGAAUGGUGACACCGAAACAGAAGAUGGUGACACAGAAGCAACAGGUGGUGACAUUAAGCAGCGGGUCGAACAUGUGUCACAGACAACCACACAUACUCACACGUCAUGAGGAAGACCUUCAUUGCUGAGACCACACAUUGUAUGUGACGACACAUUGUAUAUUAGUAUAUAUUGUUUAGAUACAAUGUAUAUUCUUUCAACAUCACUUAUAAAUUCUCUAAGGUUCAGCAGUGAAGAGCUAAACUUCCAACACUGUCCUAAUUGCUAGUCGUCUGGAAAAUAUGACGAAAUGUUGAAGGAGAUUUACUCCUUAAUAAAUUAAGUUUACUAUAUCUGUGUUGCUUAACGCUGCAUGCAACUAUAUUGCAGCUAAAGGAAUUAAAACUGUAAAUAUCACGUUUGGACCUGACAAGCUAGUGAUUGUUAGUAUGCCCAACAUCCCAAGUGGACUGCAUGUUUGUUGUUCAAGUCGGCACUCAACUACAUUGCAACUAACUAUCUGUUCUUGCCCAACAUUCCACGGGGCUUUAUUCAGAUUUCUGUAAUUAAACGAGAUUUUAAAUUCUUUAAGAUGCAAUUGUUUCAAGAUGAAAAAAUAUGUGUAAGGUGGCACAGCCCGCCGCUCUGGAACAUACAAUGAAGGACACAUGAUC
Molecule: messenger RNA, 1506 nt
Organism: Haliotis rubra (blacklip abalone)
Lineage: Eukaryota; Metazoa; Mollusca; Gastropoda; Lepetellida; Haliotidae
Exons: 3
Coding region: 303-680 (125 amino acids)
Source: RefSeq, a predicted model, not a curated record